UGACGUCUCAAUAUGAGUGAAACAUUCUCGAUGGGACAUAACAUAAACAAUUUCUCUCUUCCCUUUGAUACCGCUACAUGAACACAAGGAGGCAAGAAAUCCGACGUGAUGUUGGAUUUUGUCUUGGACAGUUGGGAAGCGGAGAAGAGAGGACUGAGAUAUAUGUAUUAAAUAGUCACAGAUUUGAAUAUCAGUUUUUAUCAGUUUUUAAGGAAUAAAUAUAACUCUGGAAUAAUCUACACAGUCAAUACUUGUUAAAAGGUAGAUGUAUGUACAUCAUCUGCGUAAGAAGUUUGCAGGAAACAAUAUUUAAACACCUUAUUACAAUAAAAUGUAUAAAAAGUAAAAAAAAUAAAAAAUAAAUAAAACAAACGAGAGAAAAUGUUAGAUACACCCGUAUGUGUAUACUACAAGGACUGUUCGGUACAGUGUAACACGGAACAGGGAUAUUUAGUAAUUCAAACAGCUUCCAAGACAAAACCAAUACAAACAUUUUGAUGUAAAAAAGCGUUAAAAGAUUUUUUAAUGCAAUAAGUAAUUAUUUGAUAUCAGAAUCAAGUUGACAGCCGUAUCCCUAUGAACUGUCCAUAUCUAUGUUGAGAUACAAAAAGCAAUUUUAAGGAAAUGUUUUUCAACAAAUUGGGUGAUAAUAAGUUUAUGAUUGUAGGCCUACAUGUAUUUGAAAAUGAAAAUUUAUUUACAUUGAAUGCUGUUUUAAGAGACUCUUUUUAGUAUGUCAGGUUUUUUUUUUAAAUAACCAUGCAAUUUAGUACACAGAAUCCACAUGAAUAUGGACAGUUUAUUGAGGAACUAUGAAAUUUGUAUUGUAUUGUUACAUGUAUAUAUCAUGUCUAGCUUUGAAUAAAAAUUAUUUGAUUGGGUUUGGUUUGCAAUUAGAAUAUGAGAACAUGGAAAGAAUGUUACUCUCGGUACAAGGCGGUGAAAUUGGUAACUCACCCUGCUCAUAAUCAAGCAGGAUAUAGCUGUUAUCAAAAUAUCACAAAACUGGAAAUAUCAAAUUCAGAUUUCAUUCCACUCCACUCCGAUAUUUACCACAAGCCGACUCGUGUUUGGCAAGACGCAGUACAUUUUUGAUAUAGGUACUAUGAAGUAUUGGAAUAACGGUGACAUGAUGUCAGUCAAAUCACGUGUUUUGUGACAAGGAAGCGAAUGAUAGACACCAAAUAUUGUUUAACUGAUAGUACGGUGAGGCGUUUCACUACAUCGGGUUGGAAAUGACGGAACUGAGGAUAUUUUGUUUGUGGAUCUUUAACAUUACGUGGAUAUCUGGUCAAUAUCUUACUGGAGAGAAUAUCUGUGGAAAUAAAACAUUUAUGACAUGCUGCAAAGAUUAUGUACAAGUUGCAAACACAUGUGUGGAAUGUGAGCCCGGAUACUGGGGCUAUAACUGCUCCUCGCCCUGUCCACCUAAUCACUACGGACGUAAAUGUAGCCAGAUAUGUGACUGUUCACCAUCAGAGUACUGUGACAGAGGGUGGGGCUGUUUGUGUAAUGAGACCAGUCUAAAUUGUACAAAUACAGAAACGGAGACAACAGCAAAAAACCCGUAUGGAGCUGAUCAUACAGUCAACCACACCGAUAAAUCAGGCAAUAGUGCAGCUAACAAAAGAUAUCUUUUGAAUGUUGUCCUUCCUUGCCUAAUGUCAGCUAUACUUAUUCUACUGAUUGGCAUCUCAAGUUUAAGACUUUGGAACAAAUUCAAACGGAGAAGAGUUGAGAAAGAAACACAGGAACUGGACGAUAUUCCAGAGUUACACAUCGAUGGACCCACCUCUCCUAGUGCUUUACAGACUCCGCAGACUGGAGAGCGUCAACCGGAAGACACAUAUGCUCACACGACAUUUGGGAUUUACAACCAUGUAAGUCUGAGAGUACAAUACAGCAAAGAAUCUGUUUAUGAUACAGGGAAAAGACCGGAUAUAGACGAAUCUCCACCAUGUCCAGGACUACCUCCGGAUACGAUCUUUGAACAGGACGAGGAACCAGUUCACGACAGACAAAAAGAUAGUCAAUCAGAAUCUGAUGAUUCAGAAAACGAGUACUUCGACGUGAGUUACACAGGACAAGUGUUAUGUAGUGUACAAGAAUCGCCUGGACAAACAUCUUCGUUGACAUCAAAUUCGAAUAUGGAUAAUGAAGACGUUUCUGAUUAUGUUAACUGGAAAAGUAUGCAAGAGGGACACUUUUAUGGUAGUGAGGUGUAUUCUUGCAAUGAAGACGUAAUGUUACAUCAACAGCAUUUGAAGUAAUUUUAUCCUUCUGUGAUGUCAUCAGGUUUUUCCAAAAUCAAUGAUUUAUUUAGAUUUAUGCCUGGUAUAGAUGAAUAAUCAAUGAUACGUUUUCAAAUAUUGAAUCCAAGAGCAAUAACUCUGUUUCUAUUGAUUUCUUUAUCAAAUCUAUUAUGCGAUAGAUUUCCUUUAUUUUUUACAGACAUUUUGUAUUUUUUUGUGAAGAUACAGUUUCAUGAAAUUGUUAUGAAUGCUACUAUAUCGUCAUAACCAGUUUGUAUGGAAUUUUAAUAACACUGUUUAAUGCAAUUUUCUGACGGUGAUGUAUGAUUCUGUUUAUGUACGCCUCACAUCUUAAAAAGUAUGAGUAUUGACGACUUUUGUAUUUUAUUUGAUAAAUUUGUUAGUUUUAACUCCAAUGAAUGGAAUUAAAUACACAUUUAAAACUUAUAUAAGAUAAAACUGCGAGUAUGGAGUUACCUUAAGUUAGAAUUCCAGUGACUAAAUUUGUAAUUAGAAUCUGACAUAAAAAUGAUGUUAAAAUGUAAAAGAAUAGAUGAUAGAUGACAUGAAUGGACAUAUUUCGUCCGUAAUGAUUUAUACAGUAUUAGAGAUGGAUGUUCUUACGGAAAUCAGUAGUAUAUGUUUACUGCAAUUAUUGUUUAUUUUUCUUGUCAGGAUGUCAUCAAUGAAAUAAGUACGGUUUUUAAUCAAACUACAUUUCAAUGAAAUAUUGAAGACGUGCAGCAAAACUCUGUUGAGUUAUCCCCGAUCUCAUAAAUCACUACAAGUAUUUUUUUUCUAAAAGAAAUGUAUGCUUCCCCAUGGAACUUUUCAAAGGUAUUUUUCUCCCAUUUAUGUGAGAGUAUUCUGUGAUAAAAGUAAAUAAAAGUGUGCUAGAUUAACCGCUUUCAUUUUCAUGGAAAGAAAAGGAAUGGUUGUCAGUUGGGGUUUAGGAGAUUUAUCUGCGAAUGCUUUUUAUGGGACAGUAUUUUACUUUAAAUGCGUCAAUUGAUAAAUUUUAAUUCUGUGUAAGAAUCAUACAAAUGAUAAUGUAUUGAUGGAAAGGAUGUAUUUUUGCAUAUUUGAUAUUUUAUUUAAUACCACAUUGGACUGCAGUUUUUGUCUACUUAGAAACGAUACUGUUUCAUUUGAUUAAGGACAGAUAUACGUAUUAUAUUCGUUUGAACAUAUUCUGCUUAUGUAGCAUAUAAGGAAUUAAUGUUCCUAUUCUAACAUUAUUUUCGCGAAAACUUUUUUAAAAUCUGGAAUACAUAACAUAACGAAAAGUGAUAUCGUUCUGAUGACAUCAUAUCGAAAAACACUCGACACUGGUACCUUUUGUUCACACGACAGAGUUAUCCAAAUUCUGAAGGGCAAGGAACACCUGUAAGUGAAUCAUGGCAAACAAGGUCAAUACAGAUAUUUAUCUCUUGCUUGAUUGGUUUGUUUUACGUCCCGUCGAGAAUUUUUCACUCCCGUUGAGAGAUCACCAGCUGCAGGAGAAGAACCGCGAAUUUAGACCUACAUGUAAGCUUAGCACUAGGGACCGUAGCAGGGAGGUUCUUUAACGUGCCAAUGCAUGUCGCGACACAGCUGGACCUCCAUUUUAAAGGUGAUAUCCGAAAGAUCCGUGAUUAUAGCCUCUGUAUUCCGAUCAUUUGAUGAAGGAGCAAUCAGUAUCUAUGUUUACGUCUUAGUACGAGUGGGGCUCGAACUUCCAGUUAGGAAGCGAACGCAAUACGAUUGAGCUACCUCGACCACACCACGUGCUUAGGAGCUAAAUGUAAUAUUUGAUUUUCCCAACAUCGGGCAAAAAUGAAUUACAAAUUCCCCAAUUGAUACGAUAGGUUAUUAUUUUUUGAUUGUCGAAUGAAAGAUGAUGUCUCUAAUUACUUUCGACAAAGCCUUGCACUCUACCUGCUGUAAGAUGGAUGGUCAACCUUCACUGGUAUCGUUUCAUAAGCUCUAGUAGCUGGUGUCGAUGUUUAAUUCAAUCAUAUAAUUUAAUUUCAUUUCUAACACGGAAUUUGAUUGGCUUAAUACGCUGAAAAAAUAUUAUAUAAACUAACUUGCUAUGGAGACAUGUCCUUAAAACAAUGCUACAGAACUACAUUUUAGUAUUACUUCCUGUUUACUUAAGAGACCAAAAUAAAACAAGGAUAAAA
This is a messenger RNA of Ostrea edulis (European flat oyster), 4417 nucleotides long. RefSeq lists its product as uncharacterized. The transcript is spliced from 7 exons. Lineage: Eukaryota; Metazoa; Mollusca; Bivalvia; Ostreida; Ostreidae. The record is from RefSeq and is a predicted model, not a curated record. Bases 1236 to 2270 code for a protein of 344 amino acids.